Syngnathoides biaculeatus (alligator pipefish) is the source of this 6888-nucleotide messenger RNA. RefSeq names its product branched chain ketoacid dehydrogenase kinase (gene bckdk). Gene Ontology annotation, biological process: regulation of glucose metabolic process; protein phosphorylation. The coding region runs from base 160 to 1440 and encodes 426 amino acids. Gene Ontology annotation, cellular component: mitochondrion. The record is from RefSeq and is a predicted model, not a curated record. Gene Ontology annotation, molecular function: pyruvate dehydrogenase (acetyl-transferring) kinase activity. The transcript is spliced from 11 exons. NCBI's taxonomy places the organism in Eukaryota, Metazoa, Chordata, Actinopteri, Syngnathiformes, Syngnathidae.
UUGUGGCAGAUGCAUUCCUCCUUCCACUAGACCUGGUCGGUUUUGUAACAUAAGAGGACGUGCCUUUGUGCACCGUCCUCGACGUGACCCCCUAAUGCCGGCCUCGUAACAGGCCGGACCCAAUUCCGGGAGAAGGACCGCCCGGGACUCGCGGCGGAGAUGCUGAGCGGUGCGGCCAGCCGGGCCAGGCCGAGGCUGGGCAGCCUCUUCCUCGCGCCCGCCACCACAAUGGCACCAGCGCUACCCGCAGCUCAACCACCACCGUCGGCGUCCAACGCGGGCGGGCGCCGACUGAGGUCCACGUCCUCCCUCCAGGGCGUCUCCGAACUCGCCCGGGAGCGCUCCAAGACGGUGACAUCGUUUUACAACCAGUCGGCCAUUGACGUCUCGGCGGAGAAGGCCUCGGUGCGACUCACCUUAGCCACCUUGCUGUACGCUGGCAAGUCUCCGGACGGACACCACAUCCUGAGCAGCGCAAAGUACCUGCACAAGGAGUUGCCGGUGCGCAUCGCCCACCGCAUCAAGGGCUUCCGGAGCCUGCCCUUCAUCAUCGGGUGCAACCCCACCAUCCUGCAAGUGCAUGAACUCUAUAUCAGGGCAUACCACAUGGUCAGCGACUUUCCUCCUAUCAAGGAUCAGGACGUGGAAGCUGGCUUCUGCAAGCUGGUGCAGCAGCUGCUGGACGACCACAAGGACGUGGUCACCAUGUUGGCGCAGGGUUUCAGGGAGUGUCGCAAGCACCUCCAAGACGAGACUAUACUCCGCAACUUCCUGGACACCACACUGUGUUCCCGUCUGGGCAUCCGAAUGUUGGCCACCCACCACCUCGCCCUGCACGAAGACAACGCCGACUUCGUGGGCAUCAUCUGCAGACGUUUGUCCCCCAAGAAGAUUAUUGAGAAGUGGGUGGACUUUGCCAGGCGUUUGUGCGAGCAUCAGUACGGCAACUCUCCCAGAGUUCGCAUCAACGGUCACGUGGCGGCGCGCUUCCCCUUCAUCCCGCUGCCGCUCGACUACAUCUUGCCCGAGCUGCUCAAGAACGCCAUGAGGGCGACCAUGGAAAGCCACUUGGACACGCCCUACAACGUCCCCGACGUGGUGGUCACCAUCGCCAACAACGACAUGGACUUCGUCAUCCGGAUUUCAGACCGCGGCGGCGGCAUCCCGCACAGGAUCAUCGACAAGGUGAUGGACUACCACUUCAGCACGGCCGAGGAGAGCGCGCAGGACCCGCGCAUGAACAACUUGUUCGACAACAUCACCAACAGCGGCAACCAUUCUGGACCGAUGCACGGGUUUGGUUUUGGGCUGCCGACUUCGCGGGCCUACGCCGAGUACCUCGGGGGCUCGCUGUCCAUCCAGUCCAUGCAGGGCAUCGGCACCGACGUCUACCUGCGCCUGCGCCACAUCGACGGGAAGGGCGAAAGCUUCCGAGUGUGACUCCGCCCUCGCCUUUGCGGUUCCUGCAACAUUUCGUCUUUAUUUUUUUCUUUUCUUUUUGCCUUAGAAUUAUAAGCUAUGUUAGCUCUCAAAUUGAGGACUUGUUUUUUGGGAUUAGUUAUCGGUACAAAACUCUGCGUCAUGUCUUUACAAAAAAAAAAAAAAGUUACUCCUCAUGAAGACACUCCAAGUUCGAAAGAUGAAGGAUCAACUCACUUGCCCAAAAAAAAAGCAUGUUUUCAUUUUUUUGGACUGGCAGAUUUUUAUUUUUUAUUUUUUUGGGACUUAUUGAAGCUUUUUGCCUUUUUUUUUUUCUCUGCGUGGUUCCUCACUGGUUCUCAUUGCCUUUGCCGUUUUCCGUACUGUACUUUUUGACUUUUGCUGCGUAACGGUAGCACGCCGGAGAAGUAUCAGCGUCUUGUGGAGUUUUGCUUGUUUUAAGCGAGCUUGUUUUUUUUUUUUUUUCUUUCAAGGUUUCCCCGCAAUGUCCAGGCCAGCACUGACACAAAGGUGUGCAGCAACAUUUUUAUAUUUUUUUCAUAAAAAAAAAAAAAACCCAAACAUUUUUAGCCUGUCCAUCAAAAAAAUAAUCUAAAUCUCAACAGGAGUUGAAGAAAACCCACUAAAGUUGUUUUUGUUUUGCAUUUUUAAAUAUUUUUUUCUUCAAAACCUUUUUUAAUGUAUUUUCAGUUUUGUUAAAAACGAUCAACACUUUUCAUGCAUGCAUCUCCACAAUUAUAAAAUACAAAAAUCUGACUUUUACCUGCAUGCAUAAUCAACUUUUAUUUCAGAAUUUUUUUCCACUAUGUAUGCCUCUCAAUACGCCCCUCCCCUUUGAAGUAACAAAAACUUUUUUCUGCAUGUCUUCAAAUUUAAUUUUUCUGGGACCCCGCCAUCCCCAAACCAAUCUCAUUAUUUAUGUGCAUACAUCCGUACCAAUUUUUAAAAAUUAUUUUCACCCAAAAUAACCAAACAUUUUUUUAUGAAAGCAUUUUUUUGAGGGGAGGGUAGUGUGAUCAAAUCUUUUUUUUAGUUCUUACUUUGAAAGAAAAAGGUAGACUCAAAUGAAAGUGAAAGAUGGAAUUUUUUUUCUCAAAACAAAAAUUCGACAAGUUCUGGUGCCAGGGAACGAUCUUUUUGACGUUUAGCUCUUUUAAGCUCAGCUCAAUGGGUGUCCCGAUUUCUCAUUUUUCGCAACAUUGGUUUUUUUUUUUUUUUUUUUUUAAAUGAAUGCCACUUUUAAGUGACUGAACUGAAGAAUGAAUGCAAUGAACUCGUAUGGUUUCAAUAGACCAUGUGUGUAAAUAUGUAGUUAGUGCAUGUGAGCAGUGAAUAGCACACGAAAAUGAAACAUUGAAGCCCGGUGCCCCCAUCUGCUGGUUAAUAGAAGAAAACUAGCUGACUGAAGAAAAAACUAAAAACAUUUUCAAGUGAAGUCACUGUCGCCUGACUUUGGCACCGAGUUUUUGUCUUCUGGCCGUUCAAGGUUUUGUACAUUUUCUCUUCACAGAGAAUUUAGUGUACACAAUGACGACAAAAAGAUGUAUGAUGAUUAUUUGCCGUUUUGCCACCCUAUGUUUUCAUGAUGUUCUCUGCAUUAAAACUUUGCAUUGUUUUGGACUGUUGUCAUUCCAUGGUUCGACACUACAGUACUGGAUUUUAUCCCGAUGUAUAAAUACACAUGCAAAUUAGAUAUGAUUCACAUCACAUUAUACUGGAAGUAUUUAUGGACAAGAAAAAAAAAUCUUGUUUCUAUUUUAGCAUACACUUUUUAAAAUUAUUGUUCAUUUUUUUUUAGUACAUAGUCAUUCCCAAGAGCCAAAACAUGUUAUGUUUCAGUGCAAUGAAGAUGCAGCUGCCUGUAAUUAUUCACACGGCCACCAGGUGGCAUCGUGUGCACAGUCUAGCCCGACUAUCUUCGGACAGGAGACAGUGAAAAUGUGUGUUAUUAUUUUGGUUAAAAACAAAAUAAUUCAAAAGGACAUUUAAAAAAACGCAUUGGUUCUAAAACAAAAAUGCUUAAAAAAGAAAGAGUAAAAAAUGUCAAACCAUGUUAAAGUGCCACUGUUAUGAAAUGCAUGAUUUUUAGUGUUAUUAAUGAAAAAAAAAAAAAAAAGGCAGCCGGAAUGGGCUAAUCCCUUUUUUCACCACAAAAUAGUAUUUUGACGUAUAUGGCUUUUCGUCACUCCCGCCAUGAAAACCCUCUCGAGGGAUUUUUUUUCGACAAGCAUAUGCUCAUAUUUAUUUUUUCGUAUGGACAUUGAAGUGAAUAAUGUAAGUAUUUUUUCAUUACGAUAUCUAUUUUAGAAUGUUUAUAGGCAUGACACUUGACCUUUAAGUAACUUGUUACCUCUCUGUGAGUUAGCAGCGAGCAUUAAUAAUUGAUGUGAAGGUCAACUUUAUAGAAUACACACGCUUGUUACGAGAACUGCGGUUUAUGUUCAAUAUUAACACAGGAGGCGUUUCAAGCGCUGCCCGGAGGAGGAAGGCAAAGUCAAACAACGUGAAACACUACCCGUGUUUCUAUCGCUAAUGAGAACAAAGGAAGUUAGUUGGAAAGCGAGGAAGUACUGGAGAUCUCGCGCAGGUGUAAAACUCAAGGCCCGGUGUCUCUCUAGAGAAGAUGGCAGCUAAGAAAUUCACGUUUUCUUGGCCAGUCAAGGACGUUGCGGCGUUUGUAGCGAGCUAAGAUAGUUGCCGUUUUGGUAGCUAGCUAAGGAAGGGCAGCUAAUUAGCGAAGACUUAGCUAAUUAAGAAAGUUGCUGUCGUCGUAGCUAACACGUCACAAUUGGGAAAAACUAAAACGUUCUUUUGGUUUUGAACAGUCAUGUGAGAAAAUGGAAGUGUAUCGCUUCAAGCAGCACUCGAAGGCUUUUGUGAGAUUUGUCAACAAAGACUUUAAAAAAAAUAGUGUAACAGUGUAACAGACCAAAUUUGGAUUAAGACUUAACAGUUAAAUCAUCACUUGUGCGGUGUGGACAUCCGUCCAUUCGUGACAAAUAUUAACAUGGCAAAUAUGGCUUUGAUAACAUUGACACAAAAAUAGCUUAUAAGGAAAAAAAAUGUAUACACUCACAGGCUACUUCAUCAAAAGAAGUAUAAUCUAAUCGGAUAUAAUGCAGAUCGUUGGAGCAUUAUUGGUAACUAGGCAACGAAUUUUGUCAAAUAAUUUCAUACAUGAGAGCAGGGGCAUAGUAGUUACAAAAUUCCAUAUGAUAAUUUACCUAAUGAGAUUGGAAAUUGAAUUCAAAAGUGCGUCGUUUCACUUGAACGGCAACAAUGUUUACAUGACUGGGUGGGUGAGGGGGAAUUACAUUUUAUGUUUAAAAAAAGUAAUUAUACAACUAAAGCCGUGGUACUGUACAGCAAAAUCAAGCACGCCUUGUGACUUUUUCAUCUUAACGAAGGCAGUGUUCCUAAUAAUGUGACCUGUGAGUGCAUAGCACAAAAAGGGAACAACGCAUCGCUGUCCAGUGAAAAACAUUUUUUUUUCUAUAACUGUGUAUCUAUUUUACCUGAAACAAAGAAAAUCACUUUUAGUGUUUUCAGAUUAAAAAAAAAAAAAAAAAAAAAAAAACACAAAACAGAUAUACAGCAUGUCAUGUGAAACCGUGGCAACAACAACAUGGCACAAAGAACAGCGUAGCCCUUUUUUUUUUUUUUGUGAAAAUAUUUCACGCCAAUGAACAGACAAAACUAGAUACCCAAAUAUUCCUUUGAUAUCCAGCUGAAGGUCACGCGAUCUGAGGAACAAAAAACGCUAAGAAUGACGACAAAGCGCCGACUGGCAAAUGGACCUCACGCUCGGAGUGGCAAAAAAAGUUACGUGAAAAACGCAAACGCUGACAGAAAGUUGAUAUCCAACAAGAAUAAAAGGAGAGGGGAGGGGGGGGGGUUCAUAAACUUUCCAUGGAAAUAGAAGGCAAUGAGCCAGGGAAUUAUAAACUUCUACUAAUGUGCUGAAUUUUUAGGAAAAAGGGGGUACUAGUACUGUAUAUGGACCUAAAGCACAGUAAAAGUAAUAUCAACAUUGUAGUAGUGGGCCAAAAUACAGGAAGUCCCAUCGCUCAGUGGUUUGAACAUUGGUUUGAUAAACGAGAGGUCGUGAGUUCGUAUCCCAAAGGGGUCUCGGCUCCCCCUGAGGGGUUGUGUCAGGAAGGGCAUCCGGCGUUCAAAACGGUGCCAGACAAAUAUAAGCGAUGUGGCGACCCCUAACGGGACAAGUCGAAAGAAACUUCUAGUAGUAGGCCAAAAGCGAUACUAGUAAAAAAAAAAAACAAUUUGAAUUGGUGCACAGAGUGUGGUAUUGAGGACAAAGCGCGCACUAGUAAAGUCCGUUCUUGGACCCCUCCUGUUCAGCCUCUAUAUACUACCCUUGGGUCAAAUUCUUCAGAACUUUAUGACUAUCAUAGCUAUGCAGAUGACACGUAAACACCAAGUCCGAAACCUUGGUGUUCUGAUUGAUUCCGACCUGACUUUCAACAGUCAUUUCAAAAGUCUUUCACCAUCUGAAGAACACAUUGAGAGUGGAGGCUUGCAUGUCUCAAGCAGACCAGGAAAAACUCAUCCAUGCUUUUAUCUCCAAGUAGACUUGACUAUUGUAAUGGUCUUCUGACUGGACUCCCCCAAAAAGAGUAUUAAACAGCUGCGGCUGGCGUUUUGACUGGAACAAAGCGGUCAGAGCAUAAGUCCUGGAUUCCAGUCAGCUUUAGAAUAGAUUUGAAAGUCCUGCUACUGGUCUAUAAAUCACUAAAAUGUUUUAGAUCCCGAAUACAAGAAAGAAAUGGUUACGGAAUACAAACCCAGUAAAGCUCUGAGAUCGGCUGACUCGGGUCACAUAGUGGAGCGCAGAGUACAAAGCAAACAUGGCGAAGUAGCAUUUUGCUAUUGUGCCGCACACAAAUGGAAGAAAUUGCCACUUGGACUUGUACACGCUUUUAAACGUUUUUGUCUCUUUGUUUUCGGGCGCUUUUGAUCACGUAAAGCACAUUGUAUUACCUUUCCGUAUGAAAUGCGCUACACAAAUUAAUUUGCUUUGCGUGAGUACGCGGACCUUGAGCUGGAUGUCAAGCCAAUCAACUAACCUUUAUUGAAAGCCAUUUGAGCAUAAAGCCGGUUAAGCAUUUGGUCAAUAUUCUUGAUAUCCAUGUUUUCAUCAUACUAGCAGGAGAAAAGCGGUAGCAAAAUGGGUGGGUGGGUGGGUGGGGGGGGGUGUGGACAAUUACAGUACUAGUAACCCACAGUUUUACUAAUGCUUCAUUCAACAUAGCUUGAGACUGCACUGUUGUAGUGUUUUGUUUUUAACGUCGCUAUUAUAUUGUUGAGUCGCCUCAACGUUUUUCUUUUUACAUACUGUGCAGCUGUGAUAUUUUUCAAGUGCUCUGCAAAUGAAGUUGCGUUCAUCACCUUGUCGAAGGAAGUUGGAAGUUGUGAAAAAAAAAAAAACAA